GCAACUGCCUUCAGCCACUUGCGAGAUGGCUACGUGCGGUUUUGUCCUCCUGUUUAAAUUAAAAGGGGUCAAAAGAAAACAGAGAGAGGGACUCGAGAGUGGAUUGUGGAUUUGAGAGAAUGGGGUCUUGGUCUCCAGUGUACACUCCGUUUGGCGGAGGAAAAGCUCCUGCUAAGUGACAUUGAGUGACAUAUCCAGUAACUCGUGGGUUUCCAGUUCCAGUUCUGAUUUCCUGGUUGAUAUGCGCACAUGGCACGGCAGUGGCAUAUAAUAAUGCGAACCGCGAUCUUAUUAACUGCCUCAGCAUCUCACUCGGCCUCUACAAGGUCCUUAUAUAUUCUGCCCUGUCGACUGACGGUCACUUCCGCCUUCGCAUUGCUUGUUCAUAGGGCUAGUCAACUUGGCAUCACCCCCGCGUUCCUCGGAGCUCGGGGAAUACCUAACGUCAAACAAUCAGCAGACGGGGAAGGAUUUUCUUUUCUUUUUCUUCUUUUCCUUCUAAGCGUACGCAUAGUUUUCGCCUCCCCGAGAAACCUCCAAGACCCCAGCUGGACGGGUGCGGCGCAGCAAAUUCCCCACCAAACAGCCCACAAAACAGGAUCAGUCAGCAACCCACCGCGGGGCAGCCGAUUCGGAGGUUCCGGUCUGCGAAGGCUUGGUUGGAUAACACACUGCCACCACAAAAAGUCGCCACCGAUCGUUUCCCAACUCUCGAUUCACCUAUCGCGGCACCCAAUUAUAUUGAUCACGGGCCAUUCUCCGAGCCGCAUUCGCUGCCCAGUCUCCUCUAGACCGGACGAGCCACGCGUUGAGCUUGAUCUUUGCGACGUCAAGGGCGCUUUUCCGCAACGCGAGAGAUAUCUCUACCACAUUGCACACCCAUAACACUUGCCUGCACAUGCCGCCCACGAGAUAAAACAGAAACACGAAGUAGCAGCACCAAACAUUUCUCUCGCUCUGACGGAUCACGGUACGAUGUCCGGCCACUAUGACGCAGACUCGGUACCCUCAACACCAGACGAGCUGUUCGAUU
This is a messenger RNA of Phialemonium atrogriseum, 1033 nucleotides long. RefSeq lists its product as uncharacterized. The transcript has a single exon. Bases 250 to 885 code for a protein of 211 amino acids. Lineage: Eukaryota; Fungi; Ascomycota; Sordariomycetes; Cephalothecales; Cephalothecaceae. The record is from RefSeq and is a predicted model, not a curated record.